AACUGUUUUAAGUCCUGAUUUAAAUGAACCAAUCGUUUCUGCACAUCUCACGUUUUUAGGGGGUUUGCAGAGCUAAAGAACACGGAACUAAGUGCUGAUGGUAAAUGCAGAGCUUUAAAAUAGUUGCUUUGUUCCCAAAACACCCUCAUUUCCUUGUGUGAAGUAAUGCAGUAACCUUAAUAGUUACACCUAAUCAGUCUGUUCAAUUCUAAAAUUAUUGCACAAUUAAAGGUGUGAGACCACAAAGAUUUACAGUUUUAACUCAAACUGCCUGAACUGUGUUCUUGCCAGACUAUCAAUGACACACCUUGAUUUGCAUCAGAGAAAACAAUGGCCUUCACAUUGGACAUACAACAAACAAGAAAGGCAAGGAAUAACUGAUUGUGUAAAAAUGAUCCUACUUGUUUGUCUUGAAAACCUUCAUCCAUUUCUAUAUAAUCCUGGUCAGAAUGAAGACGGAGGUUAGAGUGGUUGACUCCUUCAGGACAGGACCAACCAUGAGACUGAAAAGCUACUUUUUUCUUUUGGUGAACUUGGCAGUUUCAUCAGCGCUCUCCCUCCCUACGGUGGAAGUGGAGAUAAUUGAUGUCAGUGAAAACAACACACAAGAUUUAACACUUGAUGAUAUUCGUGAGCCUCCAAACAUUCAAAGGAGCAGCAUUGUACCUGGAAGCAGUCAGUGGACAUCCCCAGUUCCCUACGUCUUGGAUGAAGGCCUGGACUUGAGAGCUAAAGGAGUCAUCAUGAGAGCCUUUGACCAGUUCAGAGUCAAGUCAUGCAUCGAUUUCAAACCCUGGGACUCUGAAGAUUAUUACAUCAACAUCAAAAAGGCAGAUGGAUGCUGGUCAUAUAUUGGUCGAGUAUUCGCGAAUGGCCAGGACCUCUCUAUUGGUGCAGGCUGUGACUACAUUGCCAUUGUUGAACAUGAGAUUCUUCAUGCUCUUGGUUUCUACCAUGAACAGUCUAGAUAUGACAGAGAUGACUAUGUACGGAUUGUAUUCGCCAACAUCCAAACAGGUAAAGAGAGUAAUUUCAGGAAAGUUGAAAGUGGUGUAAGCACCUCCCAUGGAGUCCCGUAUGACUACACCUCUGUGAUGCACUACGGCAAGGACGCAUUCAACAAUGGAAAUGGCAAUCGCUCAACAAUUAUUACCAUAGACCCUAAAUACCAAGAUGUGAUUGGUCAAAGGCUCGACAUGAGUCCUAGUGAUGCUCUGGAGCUGAACCUCCUCUACAACUGCAACACAACUAUUGCCUCCAAAUUUUACUGUGGCUUUUCUAAUGGAUCGAUGUGUCAGAUGAGCCGCUGUUCAGGGUUUGGGAGUGGAUGGGAAGUGGUUACCCAAGCUCCAGGGGGUCCAAGCUCUGACCACACCACUCUACCAAGUGGAAGUGAAGAUUAUGGUCAACAAACAGGGUACUUCAUCCACGCAAGCACAGCAUCAGGACAAGAAGGAGAUUCAGCACGACUGGAAACGGAGGUAGUGAAGCCGACCAGGGCAUGUAAUGUCCAGUGUCUGCAGUUCUACUAUUUCCACAGUGGAAAUGAGGCAGAUGAACUUAAUAUCUGGAUCAAAGAAUUUGAAAACAAUCGGGACACCACAGGAACUCUCCGCCUUAUGGGACAAAUUACUGGUUCACCAACAUCUCACUGGAAGAUCCACCAUGUUUCCUUGAAUGCCACCAAGGACUUCCAGGUGGUGUUUGAGGUCCGGAAAGGAGCAGGAAUCUCCACAGGAGGUUUCUCCAUUGAUGACAUCAAUCUCUCAGAGACAGAGUGUCCACACUUUGUCUGGCAGAUUGAUGACUUGGAGAAUCUUUUAAACACAAGCAGCUCUGGAACCCAAAUAUACAGCAAACGACAAUUCUCCAAAGACGGCUAUGCUUACCGAGUAGCCACUAUUCUUUAUAAAACAUAUAUUGGAAUGUAUGUGCAACUCUUGUCUAGUCAGAAUGAUGACCAGCUGCAAUAUCCUUGUCUGCAAAGACAUAUGAUUUUCCAGUUGCUGGAUCAAACCCCGAACAAGCAAUUGCAAAUGUCUAAGGAAUCUACUUUAGUUUCUGAUAAAACUCAAGUACGACCUGGAACAAAUACCUCAAUCUGGGACAAUCCUAGGGAGACUGGAAUUGCAUUGUUUUAUGACAAAAGAGAAUUAGUCUAUGGUGGUAGGGUUCUCUGGGGGUCCAAUCCUUUUACAACGUUACAAGAAUUGCAAUCCAGAGAGUUUCUCAAGGGAGGAAGUGCCAUUUUCAUGUUCAACUUUGAAGAUCUCACCCCACUAAUCAAUGGAACAACGCUACCAUGUCCUCAGUUAAGACCAGUGAGCAUGGCAAAUCCUCCACAAAAUCUGAAUGAAAGUCAAUGCACUGCAAGAGUAUCUCCACGCAUCAGUCCACCUUUUACAAGCCAGGAAAACAGAACCUCCACCAUCGUUCCACCACCCGGACCUACGACAGAUCACAGGGUUUCCUCUACCGUCCAUCCACCCUUUACUACAAAAAGAACCUCCACCAUCGUUCCACCACCCGGUCCUACAACAGAUCACAGAAUCCCAACCACCAUCAUUCCACCACCUCCUGGAACGACAGAUGACAGAAUCUUCCCCACCAACACUCCACCACCUGCUACGACAGAUGACAGCAUUUUUUGCCUCAGUCCUGGCAUGGUGGCCUCUCCCAUCCUCACUGUCCUGCUGGCGUUGAUCCUUCUGCUGUCAUAAUGUACGCCUCUCAUAUAAAUCUUCUGUCUCUGCAUAGGCAGCGAAAAUGAUUAGACAUUUCUCCCAGCUAUGCAUAUAUGUUAUAAUGACAGUGUAAGUUAAUAUCUUAUCCUAAACAUGUAAGUUCAUUGUGCAAAAGCAAACUGGGAAGAUAUAUGAACUUGGGGCUCAUAUUCAACAAUAUUUGGUGAUGGGAGUUUAUUUUUAUUCAGUGCGCAUCAGUAGAUUAUUGUAUGGUACUGCUAAAGCCUGAUUGAAGCAAAGUUUUGUUUUUACAACAAUUGAUACACUUUGUUCCAAGUGCUUGAAUUUCUGAAUCAAACCCAUAAUAUUCUGUAUAAAGAUUAUUCUGUUUUGCACAAAUAUUUAACCAUAUGCUAAUAUAUUUAAACAUAUGUGCUUGGUGACUUAAUGGCAAAGAACGUUUUCAGUCAGAUAUGUAUGAUCUAUUGCUUUGCACAAAGUUUGGGACAAUAAAUAUUAAUAUAAUGCAUAAAAAGCCACCAUAAUGUUAAAUUUCUUACAUUUUUGUCAUGCAAAUUUGAGAUUUUAUUGUUCCACUACCCAUAAUAAAAUCUAAUAAAUUAGUUAACAGGAACACAUAUAGGUCAAAUGUAUUCAUAUUUAUAAUGUACAGUGGAUUGAACAUUUAUGAUAAAUGGAACUUUCUUCAAAAUUUACAUGGAAGUACCUGUACACUAAAACAAGUCUAGUGCUUGCAGUAGAAAUGACUCGUGGUCUUUAGCCCAAGAC
Poecilia latipinna (sailfin molly) is the source of this 3473-nucleotide messenger RNA. Its product is annotated as meprin A subunit beta-like. Gene Ontology annotation, molecular function: zinc ion binding; metalloendopeptidase activity; protein binding. The transcript has 21 exons. Gene Ontology annotation, biological process: proteolysis. The record is from RefSeq and is a predicted model, not a curated record. Gene Ontology annotation, cellular component: membrane. Lineage: Eukaryota; Metazoa; Chordata; Actinopteri; Cyprinodontiformes; Poeciliidae. The coding region runs from base 450 to 2720 and encodes 756 amino acids.